This is a messenger RNA of Rhizoctonia solani, 1173 nucleotides long. RefSeq lists its product as uncharacterized. The transcript is spliced from 3 exons. The record is from RefSeq and is a predicted model, not a curated record. The coding region runs from base 1 to 1173 and encodes 390 amino acids. NCBI's taxonomy places the organism in Eukaryota, Fungi, Basidiomycota, Agaricomycetes, Cantharellales, Ceratobasidiaceae.
AUGUUCAAGCUUACUCGUGCUUUUGCUGUCGCCGCUGUUAUCAGCUCCAGUGUGCUCUGCGCACCUAUUCCUCAGGACGUUGGCAAGCCCACCAGCACUGGCCAGUCCGCCAAUCCAUUGGCUCACGCGAGCAGUGUAUUCGGCACCACCGCACAGGACCCCAACUAUCAGUCUCAUCCCACCGCACUUUGCAUCGUCCCUGACAUGGCCAAGGAUGCUGGGCUCUCACAAGGUCAGGAGCAGCUGGCAGCCAAGCAGGCACUUGGGCUUUGUCCCCAGGCAAAGACAAUUGCUGUCUCGUCAAAGAGCCCAAAGCGCAGCCGGCAAGUCCCCAACGGUGGCGCACCAGCACCUCCACCCGUCCGUGAGCCCCAGCCAGGUGCUCCUCACCCAGUUCGUUCUGUCAAUGACCAGCCUCCGAACGUGGGAGCUCCUCAGCCGCCACUCCCCAAGCCUGUUCCUGCUGCUCCCCAGCCACAUGUAGCCCGCGACCUCUCACCUCAUCCUGAGACUGUUCCUCACCUUUCACCUGAACUUUUUCCUGGAGCACCUCAUCAGGAUACCGCUCGUUCUCUCCCUGCCCCGGCGCCGGGCUCUCAAGCUCUGCACCAGCCGGAGCCUAUUCUCCUUCACCCGGCCGCUCGAUCUGGUACAGGGAAACCGCCAAAGGACGAGCACUCUCCACGUCCGCUGCCAUCGCCUGUUCCAGAAACCCCUCAGCCGCAUGCGGCUCGUGACCUUCCUCGCCAGCCGGAACCUGUGCCUAAGCCCGUACCUGUACCUCAGCCAGAGGCAGAGACCCAUCGCCCCAUCACUGCUCGCUUCGAGGCUCCGCAUCCGAGUUCUGAGGCGCCACCCCAGUCGUUUCCUCUCCCUGCUCACCCCGCUACAGUCCGCUCUAUUCCCGAGCAGCCCCCUAAGAUCGGAGAACCGGCUAAGCCUAUCCAAGGCGCUCCAGCUCCUCGUCCUGCUAUAGCUCGAUCUGAAGGUCAACCCCAGCCCGUCCCUCAGGCCCACCCCCAGCUCCAGCCGGCACCGGAAGUAACUCCUCAGCCAGAUACUCCUCGUCCUCAUGUAGCUCGCUUUGAAGAACCCCAUGUCCCGGGUCCUAACUCUGAGCUUCCGCACCAGCCAGUCCCUCAGUUGGGUAAACCUCUCCCGACUGGACACUAG